Molecule: messenger RNA, 3296 nt
Organism: Chara braunii
Lineage: Eukaryota; Viridiplantae; Streptophyta; Charophyceae; Charales; Characeae
Source: the annotation of a GenBank genome assembly
AUACCCCCUUGGCCCAUUUUGAGGGAAGUUUAAUGCCCCCUUUCUGCACUUCAAAUCUGUCCUACAUGUGUUUCCAAUGCCCCCUUUCUGCACUCCGAUUUGUCCGAUCUGCUUCUCCGAUGCACGAGCGCUAGAAGAUCUGCAGAGUAUUUCUGUCUGUGGGCAUGUCUUCCAUGAUGAGUGCCUGCAGAAGUGGCUGGAUUACUGUCCUGCUAGUCGGAAGCCGGCUUGCCCGGUCUGUAAACAGAACUAUACUCGCAGUGAUGUCCACAAGCUUUACUUUCAGUCUGCUUCGGAGCAAUCGAACGCAAGAAGCCCAGGCCGGGACUCGUCAUCUCAGGAAGAUGACAAUGGCGAUGAGCUGCCCACUCGCUUCCCUGGCCGGGAAGCAAUGGCCAAUCAGCUGUCGGCGAUGCAAAAGAUUCUCCAGGAACACGGUGAUGAAAACAAACAGCUCAGGUUGAAGAUCAUUGAGUGCCAAAAGCGGGUGGAGUUGGCAGAGAAAGCACAGAAAGAGGCGGAGACUCAUGCCGCUGUUGCCAAGGAUGCCGCCUCUCGUUUGCUGCAGGAUCUUCGGCGGGCGAGGGAAUCAAACGGACAGCUGAAAGAGAAAUUGGAGAAGGUGGAGAAACAUGUCCGUGCUGCUAAAGUGAUUGACGAACCGCAGGUGAGCGAAGACCAGAUCGUCGAAAUGUACAAAUGCCGGAACAAGGAUGAGCUGAUCGACACAUUGCUCAAGGCCGUUGGAGCUCGCAGGAAGCAGUACACCGAAUUGCUGGCAAAGUGUGACCGUUUCGCCGCAGGACAGGCACGCGCAGAAGCGAAUCAAGCGAAGGCCGUCAAGGAAUUGUCAAGAGCGCAAGCGAAGUUAACGAAACUUGAGGCGGCAAAAGAGGCACAGGAGUUGGAGAGGCUUCGGAAACUGGCAAAGGGGAAGGGAAAAGUUGGCAGUGGAUCCUCUCAAGGAUUGCAGAAUACUGAUGACCGCCCAGCAAAGUCGAUACAGAAACACGGAGAGCAAGGGGGAUGGAUAUGCACACCAUCUUCGGCCACCCCUUCUCCUGCAUUUUCAUCUGCUGCCAAUGCUCCUCGUGCAUCUUCAUUGCCUGUCACUUCUUUCACAUCGUCGAUGGUUCAGGGGGACGCAGGGGGUGCUCCUGCAACAUGCAAUGCAACAUCCAGCAGUCGUGGCAAAGGUUCUGCAGACAGUGUGCUUGGAAAUGUGGAAGCUGUCACACGCUCCGUCGUCCAUGGAGCCAGUGCUCAGGAGCUUGGUGUUUCUCCUGCUGGUCCUUCACAAGGACCCCUGGAUAGGGUGCAGCGUGGGACCAUUGAGCAGAGUGCAGGGCAGAAUGAGGGAGAAGGAGGCGGCGUUUGCCCUUUGGCGAAUAAUGCUGCUCAGGGCAAGCUGUCGAACUCCAAAGGAGGCAAGCCAGCAGCCCUCCAUAGCACUGUUUCAACAGAGGCCAAUAUCGGAUAUGGCACGUUCAAAGAUGGUGCCAUAGCAGGCAGAGGAUCUAAGGAAGACGACCGCCUACCCUCCUUGGAGGAAGAGAAAGAACAUUGCGGCUCGGGCCUGCCUACGGUCAUCAGUUCUGGGGCAAUGGGGCCUCAGGUUCUUGCGCAUAUGGAACUUAAGGGCGGUACUUGCAGGCCUGGUGCUGCCGAGGCUCAGUCAACGGAUGAGGAUCAAGAUCGUGCCGUUGGUCGCCGGGCAGAUACAAGUCAGGGUAUCCCUGCCAGUUGUCAUGUGCCUGAUAGUGACUGUCUGUUCGGUGAACUUCUGAGUGUGAUGGAAGAAGAAAUGGCAAUGGCAGCAGGGUCGAGCAGGCUUGGCCAACCCGCCAUGACGCACACACUUGCAGACGAAGAGGAAGAGACACCUCUGCGGAGGGAUGGUAACCGUGGCCCAAGCAGACCCUCCUCCACAGCAACCUUUCGCCACGAAGUGGAGGCAGGGGAGCAGAACCACACAACUGUGGAACAGGACAACCGUACGGUCGAUCCGCUGGAAAUGCAGCCGCCUGACGGAGGACAUGCGAAACAGAGUGCCGAUGAAGCAGGAAACCGCUCAGCAGGAGGUUGUAACAAUGGAGGCGCUUUGUCCGACUUCGCUGUUGCGAGCUUGCACAUACGGCAGGAGGCAGGGUUAUCCCGGCGGGAAGCUGUGAGAGGUGGGAGUGUUGUCCUUGCAGGUGCCAGCGGGACAUCCACAGGGGCGUCUACAGGUGUUAGCGGGUCUGGCCCAUCGUUUUCGUCAACUGUGCGAGCAAGCACACUCAGGAAAAUCUACUCAGGUGACCCAGAUGCCCACGGUCAAGUACUGGUAGGUGGAAUUGGUGCGAUAUCGAGGAAGGGAGGGGUUACCAGUGUGCCGAUAUCCUUAUUAGCAAGGAAGGGUGGUGUUUCAGGUUCUGCCGCCCUCAGGAGGCCGCCUCUCGACAAACUUGGAGGUAUCUCUCUCGGGAAGAUUGGCACUCAUGUACCAGAUAUCGGACGGUCGUUGGGUGAGAGAGUGGCGAUGGAUGGCAAGCAGCCGCCUCUGCAGAGUACACGGGCCGGUGAGCUAGCGAGCAGGCCGAGCAUGGAAAACGAAAAGAAGGAUGGUGAUGAGAAUGCGACAAACAACACUGCCAUCUUGCCAGAUGUCUCCCGUGCAGCUGUUUCCAGAGAGUCUGCAUCAAUCAGCAACAGUUUUUUAACGCCAUCGCCAUCGAUCGGAGGAAUUGGUCAACUGAGCAACAAUGUUCAUAAGGCACCUGUGUGUCGGUUGCCGCCACCAAAGCGCUCAAAAUUAUCGUCUGCAGCAGGGCGGGGAGGACGAGGGGUGACCUUGCAGAUGGAGCACUUCUUCACCCGGACAUCUCAAUGUUAAGAUUGUUUUGAAUAUGUCAGCAAAGUACUAUUGUGUUGAAACUUUGGAACUAAUUUGAUCAUGUUUGUGUAUACAAAGAGCCUGUCACAGUUGUAAUUCUUUUACAUUUUUUCUUUAAUGGCCAAGUAUGAUCAGCAUUCUUUUCUGAUAGUUACGAAUCUUGGCGUUCGGCCAAAGUAGCCACAGAACUGCAACUGUUUUGGGGAAAAAAAGCUGAAAAAAAGGUUAAAAACCCUGCAAAACUGCAAGGCAAAAGUGCACUUCCAUCCAAAUUUCCGCAACAGUUAGAAAUUUCAGAAAUGUCAGCAGAGGAAUUUCCAAUGCUUUGAAAGCCAGACUCGAACCCCUGUUCAUCAUCAUGUAACAGUUGUGCUCAACCAUGUAUGAUAGUCUCAAAUGGUAACAAAGUAUGACAUGCCAG